Molecule: messenger RNA, 4122 nt
Organism: Alternaria novae-zelandiae
Lineage: Eukaryota; Fungi; Ascomycota; Dothideomycetes; Pleosporales; Pleosporaceae
Exons: 4
Coding region: 1-4122 (1373 amino acids)
Biological process (GO): chromatin remodeling
Molecular function (GO): histone methyltransferase activity; protein binding
Source: RefSeq, a predicted model, not a curated record
AUGAAACCUGACGGGUCUCUGGAUGCUCCCUUCACUCUGGAUGACGACCCGCCUAGUUAUGUACCUGCGCCUACAGUGCGACGGCGCCAUCGCCAAACGCUUGACCAAGAUGGGCUUGAGGAGAUCUCCGACGCGCAGCAAGCUGCAGCUGCAUGGAAGGAGGUCGCCGCACGGAGACAAACGAAACAAAGACACGGGAAAAACAUGAGCAAUGAUACGUCUGGAGGAGAUAGUAGUACGAAGGACAGCAAUCUCACAAACAAACCGCGAGACCGGACGUCGUCAUCCACGAAGUCUGUUGAGAUUGUUGAUCUUUCAAUCGAUGAAGAUGAGCCGCCAGUAUCCGGACAAGCAACACAAUCAGGCAUAAAUGCUAGGGUGAAUCAGCGCCCAAUUCAGGGACCACAGGGUUUUGUUCCUUUGCCUACUACGCGUCACGAAGCUGUGCUUCCUGAGCGAGCUAAGCCUGCUGAGUCUCCUAAGAGAACGAGUCGGAUAUUUUCUCUCCCCAUGGAAUCUCUAGCAACACCGACGUAUAACUCACAUCAUCCGCCUCAAUCAUCGGUUGCACGAACAACGGGGCCAUUCACGGGGCUUCCGGGGCCCUCGACAACGCCAACUUACCACUCACACUUUGUGCCCGGCUCAUCAGUGGUGCAAGUGACAGAACCAAGUGCGGAGCUUUCCAGGGAAUCUUCAGCAAACCCAGUCUAUCAACCACGCUACCUGCCUCGAUCACCAGUCACACAAGGAGCGGGACCAAGUGCGGAAGUCCCCAAGGUCACGCCGCUGAACCGCUCGCCGUCAGCCGCAUCAACACCAAGGACAGAACCGAGUGUUACCACUCAAGCGAUACUGAUAGAUGAGGAUAUUUCCCCUCAACCUACGUACCAUGCGACAUCGGCCCUCGGAGCCUCAACUGACCGUACCGCACCCGUCUUGGACCAUACCGUAGACCCAUCGGCGCAGCCGGCCAGUGAUGUCUCUGAGAACCCACAAGAACAAGCCCCUGCCAGUCGCAGAGAUGUAGUUCCCGAGUCGGACGACGCAACACCGGACGAUGAUAGCGGCAGCAUGACUAUCCCCUUGCCUAAUAAGUCGCCUGAGCCAAACCUUUCAGCCAUACAAAGACUGCCGCAGAAACAGAAAGCCAUCAAGUCAGUAAGACGAAGAGAUGAUGGGUUCUCGGGUCCACAGCUGCCUGUCAGACCACCGCGUCAGUCUGCGACUGAUCAUCGGGGCGUAACAAACUUAUCCUUCAAGCCUCUCGACCUGGGCUCGAGUAAGUCAAGGUCCGGGUCGCCUGUGGUAACACGUCGUAGCCAAAGCAAAACUCCAACGUUAGAUACUAGUAUCAUUGCUGAUAGCGCGCCUGCGCAGACGGAGGAAGAAUCCGUCAGGGCUGCCAGUCCUGUGGAACGCAGCACAACGCCCACACAAUCGCCGCCACCGCCACCUCACGAUGAGGCAGGCGAACCUGCACCGGGGCGUGCCAUUAGCUCGACACCUUUACUGUCCCGUUCCGCCACCCCUACUGCCCUGCGUCCUGUCGAGGCAUCAGCAGAGCCGACCCGGCCUUCUGAAGCGCCAUUACCAGUCCCCGAAAUUAUGAUCCCAGAUGUGCCAGCUCCGGCAACAGUCGUCAGUACUCAUCCAACCAUCCAACCCGAACACCUUCGGGUGCCUGUCGAGAACGAUGGUGGUAGAACAAGCAAGAAGCCCCCACUGCAAGCAGAUGUGCUCGUCACUACACGCUCAGCUGUAGAAGCGUGUUUGAAACGUCAUGUGGCGGAACGACAUGAAUUACAUGCAUACUUGAUGGAGACAAAGAUGCGGAAUCAGAGAACAUUCCAAGAACAAGACCUACGCGCCCGGUCCCGUAAGCAGAAGCGUCCACAGCAGCCUAUCCUACCCGAAAAGUACAUCCAGAAGACUUCCCCCUUUGAGAACAUGCGUGCUAUACAAGUACCGUUCGACAGAGCCAACGCUAAGCGCUUCGUGGAUAUGAGUCAGGAAACAUUCAUCAAGGCCAAACCCAAAGACACAGUGGUCAAGUCAGGCUUAGCCGUGCCUACUACAAAGUACAAGAGUGAUGCGCCAAAGAUUCCUCCUUUCAAAGAGUAUGUCAGUCUGAAGAACAACGUUCUUAAAGACAAUGAGUCAAAAUUACUCGCAACACCCUAUUUCCAGGACGAAGACUACCGUGGUCGCGAGGUUCUGCUGGACACGCUUCCUUAUAUGUACGAGAUGACGCAUGACGAGAAGGGGCCGCUAGACUUCCGCAAGGAACAGUGCCGGUUCUACGAUAAAGCCAUCGAAGCAUUCCUGUCUGAAAUAGGCAUCACGUGGAACGAUGUCCUUUUUUGGCUACUGGCCCCGGAUCAAGCCAUUAUACGAAUCAACGACUCUUUAAAUGGAAGCAAGCAGUUUGAAGCACAGGUCCUCGAAAGAUCACGAUAUCACAUUGAGGAGUUUGAGAGAGACGGUGAGCCGAAGAAGGCUACUCUGUUUGACCGGAACAACAAAAAGUGGGAAGAAUUUGUCGCACAGCUUGAAGAGCCGAUCCCGAGUGCUCUGAGACUUGCGGCAACAGCUUCUGCAGCGGUGUUCAAAGAAUGUGAAUUCAGCAUCUGGUACCUGGCUCAACAGUCCAAAGCUGUACAGAGUCUCAUACGGAAGAAGUCUGCACAUGAGCAGUCUUCCAAGCACUCAACGUACAAAAAGAUCAUGUGCAGAGUAUGCCAUCAACACGAUUGCCUUCUUCAUGGCGAGAUCAGACAAGUACCCGAGGAUUCCUGGAAGACGGACUCGGAAGACGAAGAACGCGCUACACAGGCGACUGAUGAUACCAGUCGUCGAGGCUCCAACAACAAAACUCCGCGCCGUGUGUCGAACUUUAGCAGAGACGACACCGACGAUGAGAACGAACCCGGCGACCCCUUGCCCGCACAUUUUGACUCCGACUCCGACAUCGAGAAGGUCAUAAACUAUAAGCUUCCUGCAAACCCAAGCGCUUUCGAGUCUUGUUCAGAGACGGAGAUGAUUACUCCCAAAGGUGCGAAACCGCCACCUGUGCAUGGCUUUGGACUCUAUAUGGGCGAGGACAUCAAGAGUGGCGAGUAUAUUGGUGAAUAUACUGGCGAGGCCAUCUCGGUUAAGGAAGGCGAUCGCCGAGUCACGAUAUACGACUACCAGAAGACGAUGUACCUGUUUCGUCUAAACUCGAAGCAGGAAGUUGAUGCGACAUACAUGGGCAAUAAACUACGCUUCAUCAACAAUGCCGACGACAAGUACACAAACUGCGGCCCCAAGAACUUGCUGUGCAACACAGUCUUUCGCAUCGCGCUCUUCGCCACCAGAGACAUCAAGGCAGGUACCGAGCUGUUCUUCAACUACAACUAUCCCAAGGAGAAGACAGAGCAAUUCAAACAGCCUAAUGCCAAGAUCGUCGCAGUCAAACAGACCAAGCAAAAGACGAAGAAAAGGGAGUCACUCACCAGUCUGAGCCAGCCCAUCGAGGACCGUUCACGUAUCCUUGCCGCCACAGCAAAAGCCAGAGAGGCAAAAGCAGCGAAGCGGAAAGAGGCCAUGCUGCAAGAGGGCGGCGUGGAGCCAGCCACAAGAAGGCGCUCUGGAACACUUCAAGCACGAAAGGCAGCUACGAGCAAACCCGGACGCAAGGCAGUGCGAAAGUCCAAGCGCGGAGGGCUCAAUAGGAACGAGUCCACAGGUUCAGAUACGGGUAUGGAUGUAGAGGCAAGCGACCCCGAAAUCCCCGAAAUCCCCCCUGUCAUUGAGUCGCAGAGCACUCAGACUAGUCUGUACGUCCAGGACACGGAGGCGGAAGACGACGAGUUCAUCUUGCCAGAUACCCAAGAAGACGAAGAGCAAGAUGUGGCUGAGCCGGCCUCUGAGGAUGAUGAACCGCCCGGUCGAUCUACGAGGUCUCGUCGUGGGCCGGGUCGACCGCAUAGGAGGGCGUCGGAUGUGGCGCCGGUGGUUGCGGUCAAGCAGGCGGUUAAGCAGGCGGCCAAGCAGAAGAAGUCGAAGAUGGGUGGUGCACGACCAGGUGCUGGCAGGAAGAGAAAACGACCCGUUAUUGCUAACAGCGAUGAUGAGUGA